This is a messenger RNA of Mucor velutinosus, 762 nucleotides long. RefSeq lists its product as uncharacterized. NCBI's taxonomy places the organism in Eukaryota, Fungi, Mucoromycota, Mucoromycetes, Mucorales, Mucoraceae. The record is from RefSeq and is a predicted model, not a curated record. Bases 1 to 762 code for a protein of 253 amino acids. The transcript has 3 exons.
AUGACUUUCUAUGAAAAGCUUAAUGUCGUCAUUCAUGUGGAUUGGAGCAUUGUCCAUGAUCAAGUAGUUGUCCUUAAAAAUAUCAGGAUGCUUGUCCAUUUCGUCCACGGUGUCGCUCAAACAGUUAAAUUUCAGGGCAGCUUGUUUUGCACUCAUGCCUCUUUCAAUACCAAUAGCAACACAUCUACCACAAACUCAAACAAUACCAGUGCUGACCUAUCAACUUUAACCGCAACUAUAACCACAACCACAACCACAACCACAACUAUAACCACAACCACAACCACAACCACAACCACAACCGCAACCACAACCACAACCACAACCACAACCACAACCACAACCACAACCACAACCACAACCACAACCACAACCACAACCACAACCACAACCACAACCACAACCACAACCACAACCACAACCACAACCGCAACCGCAACCACAACCACAACCGCAACCACAACCACAACCACAACCACAACCACAACCACAACCACAACCACAACCACAACCACAACCACAACCACAACCGCAACCACAACCACAACCGCAACCACAACCACAACCGCAACCAUAACCACAACCACAACCACAACCGCAACCACAACCACAACCACAACCACAACCACAACCACAACCGCAACCACAACCACAACCGCAACCACAACCACAACCGCAACCACAACCACAACCACAACCAACAGCGCUAACAACCUCGCAACUAUCAUAAACCCAAACAAUAAUUUCAAAAAGGAAGACUAA